AUGGCUAUAAAUCACAUUGGGACCUCUGGAAAAUCCACGAAUCAUGCUUUUGCACAAAAUUUAUCCUCUAUCAGUGUAGAUACAGAUCUGACCAGAGCACGUGAAUCGCGACAUGAAAUAUUUCACACUAAAAGCUAUGAAGUUACAGAUGACCAGCUGAACACAUACAUUGAGGAGAUGAUAGAUGUGCUUCAAGACACAAAAUGUCUAGCAAGCUAUCCAGAUGCACAACAAGCUGUGGAGGAACUUAAAAGGCUUAAGGCAAACCAGAUAUAUAUUAGUGAAGAAGAUGCGAGUGCCGUCAUGGAUAUAGCACUAGAAGCAGUAAGAGAAAGCAAACAUGAGGCCAUUAGUGAAAUAGAAAAUGCAAGAGCUUUAACCAUCUAUGAUAUUGAUUCAAAGCAAGGCGGAAAACAAAUUGAUGAAGAAACAAGGUUAACCAAGAGACAAGAACUGCGAGCACACAUAAUUGAAUACUAUGGGCGAUAUUACUCUACAACUGACAUUUCUCCUCUCGUUCAAAGUAAAAAAAAUGCUAUAGAUGAACUGUAUACACCCCUUGUCAUCCUUAAUGAAAACCAGAAGUGGGAUUUCAAAGAAAUUGAACAUCUUUAUGAGCGAAGCAUUUUUUUCUUAGAGGAUGAUAAAUAUGUUGACUAUUUUAUAAGAGAUAUUAGCAGAUACCAACGCAAGGCAUUUUUCAAUAACGGCAGUAUGUUGCAUAAUGUGUUCCUCACUGGUGAAGCAGGAUUUGGGAAAACUACAUUGUGCAAAAAGCUUCUGUCUGUGUGGUGCAACAUGCACAAAAGUGAAGAACUCAGUAAACCUGCCCUAAUAUCAAUAGGACAAGAUUGGAAUCUGGACUUUUUUCAGUUUGUAUUUUACAUCUGUUUAAGGGACACAAAUAAAGAGAGCUCUCUAGAAGAAAUGGUUAAGAGACAAUUACUGCCCGCUAAAUAUCAUGACACUUUUGAAGAAAUACUUGAGCAUGUGCCUGAGAAAUGUUUGUUUAUAUGUGAUGGUCUUGAUGAAUGGAAUCCUCCAGAGGGUAUGCCAAAAGUUCCAAGAACGUCACCUGGAUUGCCUUUAAGAAAAAGCAAGUCUAAUUAUGUGACAUUGUUUACUGCACGUUCUUGGAAAUUGGACAAUAUAAGACUUUCAUCAGGUGAAGUUGAUGCCAUGUUAGAUAUCAAAGGAAUUGUCCAUCACAGAGAGCUGAUAGCAAAGCUAUUGCGACUGUUAGAUGAAAUAUCAAACAAACAGGUCACUAGUGAUACAUUCUUGCAUGAUGUGAGAAAAAAGGAAAAGUUGCAAUCGUUGAUGAAGAACCCAUUGGUCUUAAAAUUGAUAGUGUGUCUAUGGUAUGACAAGCAGAUGCUGAAUGAAUCAUUAACCUGUGUGUAUAGUGACAUAAUUGAAUUAUUUCUACAUCAUGCAACUAUGAGAAACAGUAGAGACCAUGAUUUCAAGAAUGAUGCACGUCAUACAUAUACAUGCAAAGCAGAUAUUUGCCCUUUUAUCGCAAAAGAUAGGCCAUUUAUUAGGAAAAAUUCUUACUUAUUAUUAAAGUUGUCAAAACUCGCAUUUGAAACAUUAUUUUCUAAGGAUAAACAAACUAGGCUCAUCUUUAAAACAAGUGAUCUAUCCAGUUACGGAAUUACUGACUCUGAAUUAAAUAUUUUACUGAAAAUUGGAGUUCUGUCACUUCGCAUGGUGGCUAGCACUUCGGUGCUGGAAGAAAAAAAAGAAGUGGCAUUCAUUCAUUCAACAUUUCAGGAGUAUUUCGCUGCCUGUUAUAUAACUAGUAGAGAUGAUAUCAGAAUUGAAACAAUAUUAAGACAUAGAUGCAUUUGCUUGCACGAUAUUAAGAAUUUGGAAACAUUUUUAGUUUUUGUAAGUUGCAUGAAUGUAUCAACUAUGCAUAGAAUUUCCAUUUUUUUGGCUGGUUUUGUGAACAAUGAUACUCAUAGGUGGCAUAGGCAAUUUGUUCUACCUUCUUAUUCAGCAGCUGAAAUCUCAGAUGUUUUAUUUACUUGUUUAAGUGAGGCAAAAUGUGUUCAUGAUACAGCUGUCAGAAUUAUAGUGAGUGACAUUUUUUACCCCAUUAAAGAAAGUGAACUGUUAAGGAAUGUCGAUUUCAAAGAGACUAAAUCAUUGGUCAUUAAAACCCAAGUUAUAGACACAAGUAUCUUAUUUUAUUUUAAGCAGUUAGAAACACUUAAAGAUUUUUCUGUAGACCUACCAAUUCAGGAAACGUUACAGAUUAUGGAGUCAUCACAAGAAUCUCUAAAGUAUAUGUUUCUUAGAAAAGGGUUACAAACUUUGAGUAAUCAGUACCUUGCAGAAUUUCAUACCUUAAUUCAAAGUAUGCCCCAGCUGCAAUAUAUAGCUUUAGAAAAUGUUAUGUAUUUUAAAUCAAUGAUGGCCAUUGAUCAUUUUCUUAAAGCCUGUAGGGAAUAUAAACACUAUAUGGAUCGUCGUUGCUUCCAUGGGGUUUACUGCUUACCACAUUCAACAAAAUUGGAGGAAGAUGAAUACUGUAGUAUAGUAAUAAAAGUUGCUGAAAAUUCUAACCAUGAAUUUACAAUGGAAGGAUCACAUAAAAGUAUAUUCAGACCUGAAGACUCUACACAUGUCAUGAGCCUGAAAAAUGAAAUACCCAUUCAAUGGCUUACAGAUUUUGUUGGCUGUCUGAAUAUAUUAGAAUUAGUUGAUGUGAAAAUGUCAUUUUUGUCCUUGAAAUCAAUUUUUGAGGAAGUUGGAUUCCCAAACAAUUAUGAAGACAUGUCCAGGGAACAUGAGCUGUCUUCUUGUGAUAUUAUUUACAAAAUCACUGCUCUGUGUACUAUUCAACUAACUCUGACUGUUCGAGGAAAGAUAAUACAUCAAUUAAAGGUAUCUGAUUUGGAGCAACAAGAUGACCCAGAACAUCUUUUAUCAUUUUUAAUAUCCGACUACGAAAUAGAAAACUUCGAGUGUUCAAGUCACUUUAGUCAUCUGAAUGUGUUUAUAAAUGAUAAAGUGUAUCCUAAAAUAUGUACUGUUGAUUGUGUAAAUAUGAAGUUGCCUUCAUUGAUUUCAGUUUUAUCAUGGAUUAUGAAACUUCCAAAUACUGAAAUAAGGAUGACAUCAGAACAUGUAUGCUUUCAGAAAAUUAAGAGAAGUACACAUGGUGUUUCUCCUACCAUUUCUGUAAAAUUCUCUAAUACUUCUCAUUCAUUAAUCAGAGAGAUAAAAUCCUAUCUUUCACUGGAUUGUGACAUCUCAGAGUUUCAUCUUGAACAUGUUUUUCUUGACAGUAUCUUUGACUUUGAUCCAAGUAAAGUAACUAGUUUAAUUUUAGACACAGUGACACUCACAUUUGAAACGUUAACUGGCAUAUUGGACAGACUUAAAGAUUGGAUCUAUAAUCCAUCUAUCACUGUGUGUUUUUCGGAAAUUAUUGUUGUUGGAAAGGGAGAUGUUGGCCCAGAGAUAAGUGUUGAGUAUUGUAAAAUAUUUUCAGGACAAAUUUCUGUUAGACGGAGGAUAAUUGUCUUCAAAAAUAUAUUAAAUGAAGAUAUUUCUAAAGUGAGACAAACCCUUCAGUUACUUAAUGAUUUUAAAGAAAUGCUUCGUAGAUCAUUUUCUAUCAUAGCUAUGAAAAAUUUACAGAUAGCACACAAAAAUUUGAAAGAUCUUAUUUCUGGUCUGAACAUACUUUGUAAUGACCCAGUGAUAGAAUUGAGCAAAGUUGCAUUACUUGACACAAAUGGAGAAGGGUCUGAAAAUGUUAUAGAAACAUGCUCUCAAAACUGGUUGCCACAGAUACAUGUUAUUGAUGAAAAUGGAAUGUUGUCUGUGUUCAAAGAAGCCUGUAUGUUUCGUACUUUAGUAUGUACAACUACAGAAAAUGACAAUAUCAGUCACCUGACACGGUUACUACCUACAUGUCAGUGUUUGGAAGAACUACGAUUAUUAAAUAUAAACAUUAAUAACAUGACCUUUGACUUCAGUUCAGAAAUGAAAUCUCUUCAAAGAAUAUACCUUUCUCGCAUUAAAGCAACAAGUGCAUCAUUGCAGAAGCUGUUGGAGAGAAUACCUAUGUCUGACCAGGUAGUAACAGUUUAUCUGAAUAACGUGUUUCUGCUGGAUAAAUCACCACUGAUAUUUCUGAAUACUGUUCAGGAAAUGAAACAAGUCCAUGUAGAGACAUUUAGUAAAGUGAAACAGGUGUUUCUCGAACACAGUUUUUUCUUUGAUGAUACCAAUGAUAAUUCGCAGUUCUUCCGGAUGACUGUGAGAAAAUAGCUCAUCCACGUAUCAGCAAGAAAACAUUUUUUUCUGAGCCAAAAAACAAGUAGAAUUAUUUGUUUUCUUUGCCACAAAUUUCUGUUGUUUAGGCUGAAUGAUUAUUUUGAAUUGGUAAAUUACAAAUUUUCAACAGACAAUUUAUGGGACUUUUACUUGUUUGUUGGGAUUUUGACUUAUCCGCAAAAUCCACAAUAAUAAGUCCCCCCACCACCAAUAUUUUUAUUUCACAGUUGGCUAUUGCUUAAACACCAAGAGCACAACCUGUGAGUGUAAAAGUGUUUGACCUAAGUUAGUAUGCAAGAAAGGAGUUAUGGUUCUGGCCUGAUGAACAAAUGUAAAUCCUCAAAGCCAAGUACUCAAGAAAAAUGAACCUAUACAAAAAGGUGACCAGGAAAUAUCAAUUUUCUAAGAUAAAAAAGGCAAUUAUUCUUACAAAAUACAAAAUGAGUUACGGUUCUUGACCUACUUACCAAACGAUGAUGAACAAACUUCGAAAGGUUCAAAGUCAUAGCUGAGUUAAUCGUCAAACAUAACUUUCUUUUAUUUUUUUUUUAUUUAAAUUCAUCAACACUAAAUUUACAAAAUCUGUGAUUUAUUUUUAUAAUUAUUCACAAUUAUAUCUAAUAAAAACAAUUAUCUGGACAAAUAUUGGAUGAAAAAAAAAUAAUUUGGUGUUAGAUGUUUUCUUUAGUUCAUGUCAGUGUAAAAUGUAAAAAAAAAAAGAAAA
Molecule: messenger RNA, 5020 nt
Organism: Mercenaria mercenaria
Lineage: Eukaryota; Metazoa; Mollusca; Bivalvia; Venerida; Veneridae
Exons: 4
Coding region: 1-4290 (1429 amino acids)
Source: RefSeq, a predicted model, not a curated record